Brassica rapa (field mustard) is the source of this 672-nucleotide messenger RNA. RefSeq lists its product as uncharacterized. Gene Ontology annotation, molecular function: protein binding. NCBI's taxonomy places the organism in Eukaryota, Viridiplantae, Streptophyta, Magnoliopsida, Brassicales, Brassicaceae. The record is from RefSeq and is a predicted model, not a curated record.
GACAAUAGUCUUAAACCUAAAAGUCAAACAAGCCACCAAUAGUUCUUUCUUCCUUUACCUUAUACAGAGAGGUGAGUGAGAGAGUUUUACAUUGACAGUCGAAAUAAAGAAGCCAGAUUCUUGCCAUGGCAAUGUAUAUUCGUGUGAAGCGCAUGAAAGCCACUUACUUUAUCCAAUGCGAUCCGACCGAGACUGUUUUGGAUGUGAAGCAGAAACUGUUCACCCUCAUUGAGCAACCAGUUAGUAACCAGCGUCUGGUCUUAUUGUCUACUGAGGAAGUAUUAGAGGAUUCGAAAUCUCUAGCGGAGCAGAAGGUUGAGAACGAUGCAGUACUGGCUCUGACUUUGAGAAAAGACGACAACGAGUUUGAGGAUGUCGACAUUCCACAGCCUGCUGAAUUCUCAAUCUCAUGAAGAUUUUAAACUGGCUGGUAUCAGGAGAACCUUUGCUUCAACAGGAGAAAAUAUUAUAUUCAAAACGCAAAGGAGGAGCCUAUAAACCGCUUUCAAGUUGUUCCAUUCUCUCUUGCUUGUGUCAACAAAUGCCCUCUUUAGUUUGUUACAGACAGUUGGUUGUAAUUAAAGAUAUUGAGAUGUGGAACUGCAACUUGCAAGAUUACUAAUUGUUGGUGAAGUCUUUCAUGAUUAGAAGAACAAAGUGUACUUGUUGACU